CGCGCAACUCCACCAAGGAACUGAGGAGAGAAGCGCUAGCUACUGUCAACCGAGACGCGUCGCCUACGGCAAUAAACAGAACAAACAACCAGAAACAAGCAAUCGCAGUCGCCAAAAAUGGGCAUUAUUCGCAAAACCCUGGUCGCGGGCACAGUGACCGCAGCAGCUACCCUGGGCUACAUCGGCAGCGCCACCACUCUUACCAGGCCGCUCCCCGUCAACGAUAGCGUAUUCAAGUCGAAGCUGUACAAGAAGCACAACAUCCACCGAAACCCGCCGACCCAGGAUGUCGUGACAAAGCGCGUGCCCCUCGACAAGAUACGACCGGAAUUGUUGGAGAAAGAAGGCGACAUCGUCCUGGAGUUUUGCCGUGGUGUUUGGACUAGCCCUGCCUACGAAAUCCAGCGUCGAUACCUAGCACGCAAAUACCACAACGCUUCGACCUCGACCGAUCAAGACCUCUGGUCCAAGGAGCAGCUGUCGGCCUCGACGUACGAGCCGGGCACCAUCAUAACGGACCACUUCCAGGUGCUGGAGAAGACGCCAACGUCCAUCACGGUGCGGUGCGGCGACUCGCCGCGCAACCAGGGUCCGCGCGACUCGGACGGCCUCUUCAUCUUCUCGGCGGUGGUGGACAGGCAGCGCGGUGAGGUCGAGCUGGGGCUCAAGAGCACCCUGUUCCCCAGCUCGAGGAAGCUAGAGGGCGACGAGGCCAAGCCUCCCAUGCCGCCGUGGAUGGAUGACCUGCACACGUGGUAUGCGAGGUUUUGGAUGAUUUCUGGCUAUCGCAGGUUAUUGAAGUAGAACCCGGCGCCCACCCUUUUCCGGAAAAAAAGACCGGGGACCCUUUUUGACCAUUGAUUGAUGUGUAAUUGCAAUCGAGGCUUGUACACAAAGUACCCAAGAUACGAUGUAUAUAAAUACCUCCGAGUUCGCGGGGGUAUCUUGGAUGAGUCGCCACUGGCAAUCUGCAAGCGCAAGCGCAUUAUCCACACUAUACAUAUAUCAAUGAGGGGUAACGUAAUCUAUGGGGUAUCGUGUUCCAACUUUGUCAUGUUUUAAAAAUCUCCAUGCAUGCUUGGUAGCAACAAGCGUCAAGGCAAGCGGGCAGGGCGGGGUCUCAUGUCAAACGUGUCAACAGACAAUUUAGAACCAUGAUUGACUUGUAGGCUAGCCACUUGGCUUCCUGAUUUAGACUAGAGAACCAAUCGGCUGUAGUUUAAAUUCUUUGCCGAUCAUGCCCGGGUGGAUCAACCAACAUAGGACAGUUAGUAACAAUGUAACUAUGUACCACCGGC
Pyricularia oryzae 70-15 is the source of this 1298-nucleotide messenger RNA. RefSeq lists its product as uncharacterized. Bases 118 to 804 code for a protein of 228 amino acids. The record is from RefSeq and is a predicted model, not a curated record. NCBI's taxonomy places the organism in Eukaryota, Fungi, Ascomycota, Sordariomycetes, Magnaporthales, Pyriculariaceae. The transcript has 2 exons.